This is a messenger RNA of Macadamia integrifolia, 636 nucleotides long. RefSeq names its product cysteine-rich receptor-like protein kinase 25. The transcript has a single exon. The coding region runs from base 1 to 636 and encodes 211 amino acids. Lineage: Eukaryota; Viridiplantae; Streptophyta; Magnoliopsida; Proteales; Proteaceae. The record is from RefSeq and is a predicted model, not a curated record.
AUGGAUUACAGGGAAGGAUUGCUCUUGCUCCUUUCUUCUAUGCUUGUGUUGAGACACUGCACUGCACAACCUGACCCUAAUGCAUACCAAAACUGUACUUAUUCAAGAGGAAAUUUCACUGCCAAAAGCACAUACCAAACAAACCUCAACCUUCUCCUCUCUUCUCUAUCCUCAAAUGCCAAAACCAUUUCAGGUUUCUGUAACACCACCAGCCAGAAUUCCAACAAAGUCUAUGGUCUCUUCCUUUGUAGAGGCGACGUUACACCAGAAACCUGUAAUACCUGCAUCAAGGCAGCAAGCUCCAAUAUCACCCAACGUUGUCCAACUGCGAAAGAGGCCAUAAUAUGGUAUGAGUAUUGUAUGUUACGGUACUCAAAUCAACCUAUAUUCUCAAUUAUGGAAAAGGAACCUAGUAUUUGUUUGCCUAAUGAUAACAAUGUCUCCAAAUCGGUCCAGUCUGAGUUUGAUAAGAUAUGGGUGGAUUUGUUCAAUGGCCUUGUGAGUCAGGCUGCGUCAGCGGCAGCGGUUGGCCGGAAGUAUGCAGCCAAUGAGGCAAACUAUACAAGCUUUGAGAAGAUAUAUGGGCUAGUGCAGUGCACUCCUGAUUAUCUCAGGAUGAUUGCUACAAAUGCCUAG